Molecule: messenger RNA, 1263 nt
Organism: Emiliania huxleyi CCMP1516
Lineage: Eukaryota; Haptophyta; Isochrysidales; Noelaerhabdaceae
Exons: 8
Coding region: 27-1061 (344 amino acids)
Biological process (GO): cytoplasmic translational initiation
Cellular component (GO): cytoplasm; eukaryotic translation initiation factor 3 complex, eIF3m
Molecular function (GO): protein binding; RNA binding; translation initiation factor activity
Source: RefSeq, a predicted model, not a curated record
CGCCGCUGUUCGCGCCCUGGGCAGCCAUGGGCAAGAUCCGGCCCAUCAUGAUCAAGGGCCACGAGCGCGCCCUGACGAUGAUCAAGUACAAUCGCGACGGCGAUCUCAUCUUCUCCUGCUCAAAGGACCACGUGCCGUCGGUCUGGUACUCUGAGAACGGCGAGCGGAUCGGCACGUACCACGGCCACUGCGGCACGGUCUGGUGCCUCGACGUCAACUGGGACUCGACCAAGCUGCUCUCUGGCUCGGCCGACAACUGCUGCAAGCUGUGGGAGGUGCAGAGCGGCGAGUGCCUCCACACGUGGAAGCACACGGCGCCGGUGCGGUGCGUCGGGUUUGCGAUGGGGGACAAGCGGUUCCUCACCGUGCUCGACAACAUCAUGGGCAACGUGCCGACCAUCUACGUGUGGGAGCUCGAGCUCAACAACCUGGCAAACCACCCGGACUGCCCGCUGCUCACGAUCCUUGGCCACACGGGCAAGAUUGGGCGCGCCCUGUGGGGCCCUCUCAACGAGGCGAUCUACUCCGUCUCGGACGACUCCACGCUGCGCAUGUGGGACCCAGACUCAGGGGAGGAGAAGCACGUCAUGGAGGGGGUGCACACCAAGAAGAUCACCGACCUCCAGCUCUCCUACGACAAGACGCUCCUCUGCACCUCCUGCACCGACCAGUUCGUCCGCCUCUUCGAGACCAAGACCCUCCGCCUCCUCUACGCCUUCAACUCUGAGCGGCCGCUCAACUCGGCCGCCAUCUCGCCGCUGCCCCACUGCCCGUACCUCAUCGCCGGAGGAGGGCAGGACGCCAUGUCCGUCACGACGACCGCCGCGCAGCAGGGCAAGUUCGAGACGCUCUUCUUCGACCACGCCUUCGGGGAGGAGCUCGGCUGCAUCGGAGGCCACUUCGGCCCCGUCAACACGCUCGCCUUCGCGCCGCACGGCCGCUCGUACGCCUCCGGAGGCGAGGACGGCUACAUCCGGAUACACCACCUCGACCAAGAGUACUUUGAGGCGUACGAGAAGAAGGUGACCGAGUCUGGCAUUCUGGCGGCAGACAAGGCGUGAGACCGCCCACAGCCAGGCCGGGGACGAGGCGCAGCCCGCACGGGAGCGAGGGCCGGUCGGAGGUGACUCGCUCGGAGCGCCGGGGAGCGGCGCGGUGCAGCCGAGCACAGCCAUAGGGCGCACGUCACACAGGCGCGGCCUCUCGCUCUCCCCACCUUCUCUUACACAUUGUUGCUCCGCUGAAAAAAAGUAAUAUAUCUUU